This is a messenger RNA of Lathyrus oleraceus (garden pea), 774 nucleotides long. RefSeq lists its product as uncharacterized. The transcript has a single exon. The coding region runs from base 1 to 774 and encodes 257 amino acids. The record is from RefSeq and is a predicted model, not a curated record. Lineage: Eukaryota; Viridiplantae; Streptophyta; Magnoliopsida; Fabales; Fabaceae.
AUGCUCACAAAGAACAACUAUGACAAUUGGAAUAUCAAGAUGAAUGCGCUACUAGGAGCUCAAGAUGUGUGGGAUAUCGUUGAGAAAUACUUCAAGGAGCAAGAUGAAGUCGUACUAAGUCAAGGUGUAAAGGAGACAUUGAAGGAGUCAAGAAAGAGAGACAAGAAAGCUUUUUUCCUUAUUUAUCAAUCGGUGGAUAAAGAUACAAUUGAAAAGAUCUCCAACGCAAUGACGGCCAAAGAAACAUGGGACAAGCUUCAAACUUGCAACAAAGGAGUGGAGCAAGUGAAAAGGAUUCGUCUUCAAACUCUUAGAGGUGACUCUCAACGUUUAUUUAUGGAAGAGCCCAAGUCAAUUUCUGAUUACUUUUCUCAAGUAUUGGCAGUAGUCAAUCAACUUAAAAGAAAUGGUGAAGAUGUUGAUGAGGUGAAAGUUGUGGAGAAAAUACUUCACACUUUAAAUCCAAGUUUUGACUUCAUUGUUACCAACACUGAAGAAAACAAGGAUUUAAAAACCAUGACUAUUAAGCAACUCAUGGGUUCCUUACAAGCAUACGAAGAAAAACAAAAUAUAAAAAUUAAACAAAAGGAGGCUAUGGAACAACUACUACAACUCAACGUAAAGGAAGAAAAUUAUGUGAAUUACAAGAGCCAAAAAGGACGAGGUCAUGACCAAGAUGGUGGACAUGGUCGAGGACAUGGAGGAGAAGGAAGAGACGGUCACAAAAACUCCUCCAACAACUUCAACAAUGGAGAAAGAAGUUUGAAUCCAUAA